Messenger RNA from Aaosphaeria arxii CBS 175.79, 587 nucleotides. RefSeq names its product DUF427-domain-containing protein. Lineage: Eukaryota; Fungi; Ascomycota; Dothideomycetes; Pleosporales. Bases 176 to 469 code for a protein of 97 amino acids. The record is from RefSeq and is a predicted model, not a curated record. The transcript is spliced from 2 exons.
CUCCCGCAUCUUGCACAGGUAUAUAGAUAGCUACGUCAGCUGCUUGAGUUGGCUUUCUCAUUGUGAGACUACGUUUUUGUUGAAUCCUGUUUCAGCUCAUUCAGAUCUAAUUGUGAACAACGGUCAUCCUCUAGAAACAAACAAAUUACGACGCCGUUGGUGGUAUACUUUCAAUAUGCCUGCAACAGCAACUGUGAAUGGGCAUGUCGUUGCUGAAACCGACACCUAUGAGGUUGUAGAUGGCAAUAUAUACUUCCCGCCCUCCUCCAUAAAUAAGGCCUCUUUCACUUCCACACCUACUCAGACAUAUUGUCCCUACAAAGGUCAAGCUUCAUACUACACAGUUACUACCGGCAAGACCGAGGUUCCAGACGCAGCAUGGUAUUACCCAGAUCCAAAACCAGAAUACCAGAAAAUCAAGAACUUCGUGGCGUUUUACAAGGGCAAGGCAGAUGUACAGUCGUCGUGAGAAGGGUUCAAGGGACAGCUGAUAGCAGAAUGCAACCGAGUUGUGAUGUGGAGGGGGUAUAUUCGGCGUCUAUGGUCGUAUUCGACAGAUGUGUCUUCUGAAAAUUCAUUGUGCUUUU